Messenger RNA from Xylaria bambusicola, 2464 nucleotides. RefSeq lists its product as uncharacterized. The record is from RefSeq and is a predicted model, not a curated record. The coding region runs from base 436 to 1854 and encodes 472 amino acids. Lineage: Eukaryota; Fungi; Ascomycota; Sordariomycetes; Xylariales; Xylariaceae. Gene Ontology annotation, biological process: metal ion transport; transmembrane transport. Gene Ontology annotation, molecular function: metal ion transmembrane transporter activity. Gene Ontology annotation, cellular component: membrane. The transcript has 4 exons.
CCCUCCAGACUCCUCUGAGGUCUGGGCUCCAGGGUGCGACCCAGGUCGUGACCAUAGGCAGCACACCCACAUCCACGUCGAUUCCUCAGAUUGAGAAGUGUAUCAGAGAAAGGAGGGCACGUGUUAGGGUUUGGGGUUCGAGACUUUGGGAGUGGAACUCUAUUCAGUGCCCUGGCUUAGACUUUGCCCUCUGCCGCGUUGUUGGUAGCGGUAAAGAUGUCAAAUAUGAUGUGAGCGACAUUCGCUCUAUAAGGUCAAUACCGCGCGUAUUAACUUGGAAUCUUUGUACUGCAAUUAAAAUAUAUAGAUCAGGAACAACUUGGGAGUCUUAUCAAUAUACGAGGGCCCCUAUCAAAAUAUGGCUACGGCACUUUAUGUCUGAUACGAGCCCCUGUGAGAGGCGACACUCUAGAUCUUCGGUGUGUCAAUCUUAUCAUGGCCCAAGUUAGCCGCUGGCACUAUAGGCAGAGAGAUGGCCUUGUUUCCGUCUAUCAAAGUCAUUUUGACUCAGUCAUGUUUUUCUUAUCAGUCUUUGCUGGAUUAUGGCCUUCUCGAAACGAGAGAAUGAAGUUCUCGUGGCAAGUCAACACGUGGCCUCUUAUGAAUUUCGAUUGUUUCUACCUCCAAGUCCAUUUUCGGUACUUCACAACCGAUAAACAGGAGGAAGAUCCUGGCGUUCCUAGUGCGUCAACUCAUGUUCUACGUUGUUUCAGAGAGCAGGGUCAAAUUGUUUCAACCGCACUUCAGGUAGACUCCCACUCCUUCCAAGAAAGACGUAUCUCGGUAUUUGGUCUUUUCUUGGCACAAAACAAAAUAAACACAAGCGCAGCACCUUUUUAUAGUGUUUUGGCUUUAGGGGAAACGGACUUCGAAAACCUCCAGGGAUACGAUCUUAAGUGGUGUGCAGGCUUGGAAGGAACAAUCACCUUCCAACUUGCAGUGCUCGCAAGCGUGGCAAUCUGGACAACAGAGUGGAACGCCAUGUUGGAUCAGAUUGACAAAUGCGUACAUGUUAAGUUCAGCCAUACGCUGAGCCCCGAGGACAUUAAUGCCUGGAUGUUUGAUGACAACUUCGAGCGGUCUCGGUUGUAUUUUACGAUCCUCCAGGUUCUACGGAUGUUCAAUGAGUGCAUUAGCACUGUUUCUGACGAUCUACGUGCUUUAGACGAGCUCUUUUUGAAGCAAACAGACUUUCCAAUGCAAGACAUGAGAGAGGAUGAACUUGAGAUCAUGAGGUCGAACUGGGAGACAGUAAAGAAAACUCAGGAAGAAGCCGCAAAAGCGUUGUUGAACCGAAUCUUAUUCAAAACGGAAGAGGUUAAGAGUCUUCGAGAUGGGCUUUUUAACGCGUCUGCUUUGCGAGAAGCGAAUAAGUCCUCGACGAUGGGCCGCUAUGUUCUCAUCUUUACUAUAGUAACUGUGCUAUUUCUUCCUCCGAGUUUCGUAUCAACUGUGUUUGCAUUGGAGAUAUUCCAAAAAAAUGUCGCCCAGACGAAAUGGGAGUACAAGGUGGCACUAGUCUCGGUGUCCCUGGUUACCUACGCCGUAUCCUUUGCUGCCGUCAUCGCUGUUGACAAAAAGAAAUUGGAACAGAGAGUCUCACAAUGGAAGAAGAGUUUCAAGAAAUGGACAUCAAAUGAGGCUAAAUCAGUCCCAAAGUCACAAGAUGAGGAGGAGCCAGUCCCACCGGUCCGAGAUGAGGAAUCUCUUUCGCUUAAGGAGAAAAGACAUCUGUUUCCCAUCUCGACAUUUGCCAGCCGUUUCGGGAAAUCCUCAAAAAGGAAGGACAAGGGUAAAGCCCCAGACAACAGCACGAGUUCUAUGAUGCAAACACAGAAUGAGCAAGAUUCCUAAUUCCAUGCCACGCAAAGUUGAAGAGAGGGAACAAACGGCGUUGAUGGAUAUACUUAUUUCGUUUCUCACAGACGUGUUAUAGAAGGUGAGAUUAUAGGUGUUAUGAGUACUUCCUCUGCAUUUGAGAGUCUCUAGGAGUGUUACACGCGUACGAGCUGAGUAUGCAGUUCACCUUGCGCUUCGGCCGCACGAAAAGACAUUGCAGGCUGUUCAUGAUCUUAAAAUAUAUGCAGACUUCGCUUCAUAAAAUAAGCCAACGAGACCUAGGCGGUCUGGGCUAGCAGACCAGCUGUAUAUAGAGUUGAGUCAAGCCACCUGUCAUGGAGAUAUGUCCCCGGAGUGAAGCUAGAUCUCUAGUAGGUAGCACACAGGUAGUAGAUAGAUUGAGGGUAGAGGUAAGGGCUCAAUAUUAUUGAUUCCUGGCUCUCUAAACAUUAAGAGGGAGCCUUUACACCUUUAUAUAGUCAACUUCUAAGCUGUCCCCAGUAACUUCAACCCUAGUGCUAUAUUGUUCCCUGACACCGCCAAGGCCAAGAAGGAAUUAGUUGUUCAAGGACUCAUGCAGCCUUGGUUGAUCAUUAUAUCGUGAAUCGCAUCAAGUUCCAAGCCU